Aspergillus glaucus CBS 516.65 is the source of this 1432-nucleotide messenger RNA. RefSeq names its product peroxisomal membrane protein PEX16. Gene Ontology annotation, cellular component: peroxisomal membrane. The record is from RefSeq and is a predicted model, not a curated record. Lineage: Eukaryota; Fungi; Ascomycota; Eurotiomycetes; Eurotiales; Aspergillaceae. The transcript is spliced from 4 exons. Gene Ontology annotation, biological process: peroxisome organization. The coding region runs from base 130 to 1305 and encodes 391 amino acids.
AUCAAACUACCACUACUCUUCCAACGCGACUCGUUUACUUUUCGUUUCUUAUUUAUUCCCACCGCCAUCCAGAUAUUCUUUGAUGGUCUUAGAUUUUGACGGUACAAACAGAGACUUCUUUGGGACUCGAUGCUCCCGGCGCGUCCUCCCGCAGAGAUGAAGUCAACAUCGAAAUCGCAUAACUCCAUGGCUGCAGUGCUAUUGCAGCCAUCGAAAUGGCUCCCGCUCUAUGAAGAAUUUGUAACGAAAAAUGCCAGCUCCGUGGGGCAGGUGGAAUCUGCGUUGCGAUCUUUGACAUACAUCAUCCCAGGACGAUACAGAGACUCGGAAAUAUCAUCAGAAUGUGUCCAUUCUGGAGUGCAACUUUUGUCGCUGUACCAUGACUCUCUUGUCUCACGAGUUAUCUCAAGGCUCCCAUCCACAAUCCCUCGACCAGCACCGACACCGCAUUCUCGCUACACAAAGUAUUGGACAUCUCAUUCUUCAUUAUAUCACCGGGUGGCCCUUUCUUUGCAGAUGAUCCAAUACACAGAGUUAUUGUGGGAAAUGGUUGCGCGACGCCGAGGCCAAAAGACCCGUUGGCGUGUGGUAGUUUUGAUCGAAAUUGCAAAAGCGAUUUGUCGCCUGCUUUUACUUCGUCUAACGAAUUCUCGGCCGCUAGUAAGCCCCCCUUUGCCUGAGCGUGAGGUGGAUCCCAGGUCUGCGGAUGAAGAGGAGGGUGAUUGGAACGGAAUGCAAACGCCAGUGAAUGAGAAGUCUUCCGAUCUGAGCUGGACCAUGCCCCGCACGGGGAUGUCGUUGCCAUCUCUUCCGAAUGUGAACGAUGUAUCAAACUAUCUUAUUUCGAAAGUACUUACGGCCGACGAUAUCAAACCCCCGAAGGCACUUUUACACAGAGUUACGGGGCAGGGCCAGCUGGCUGAAGCUUUAUAUAUCCUUCGGCCAGUGAUAUACGCGCUGGCGAUGCAGAAAUGGAGCGGAGACAAGCGAAGCUGGAGGCCCUGGCUAAUUGGAUUCGGAAUGGAGUACGGGUGCCGGCAGCUAGCCAAGACAGAUUUCAGAGAACGGGUUGCUGGUGGCCUUCGUGGGCUUACGGGCCUAGAACGCGAGGAAUUGAGGAAGAGAGGAUGGGCAAUGGGCUGGUGGAUUAUGCGAGGCGCGUUUUAUGAGAACAUUACCAAGUCUUGGCUGAAAUCAUUGACUGAUAAGAUGAAGGGGAAACCGCUACUUGACUUGGUCGGCAGUGUUAUCGAGGACUACGAAUACCUCUGGGAUAAUUACUAUUUCCCGACGGCGACCCUGUGAUCCUGUUUUAAUAAUCACCGGUCGUCAUCAGCCCUGAAGAAUUCUGCUAGUGCAGCCUAGCGCAUGCCACGGACGCUUUCUAUGUUUCUUGCCUGUACAACUAGGGAGUUUUUUUGGAGAUACCCGG